AUGGCGGAAGCGAGUAUUUUCAUAAAGCAUGAUCCUGACGACCACAACAGUGACCGCAAACAUUUCAUGAUGUCGCACGCCGGCUAUUCGAUGCCCAACCAAUACGGCAGCACCAAUGACGGUGUUGACCCCUCCGAACUGACCAUGCACAACAGUGGAUUCAUGCCAUAUAACUUUGGGUCCCAAAGUUUCAACUUCGGCGGCAACUCGGGAAUUGACACGGAUGAGUUGCUCGACUUGGAGAUUAAUGGACAGAAUGGCAUCCAGCGCGCUGAUAGUAUGAACUUCCUCCAGGAGCAACACUCGAGCGCUGGAAUUUCGAUGAGUCACCCAAAUCAGAUGUCCCAGAUGUACUCAAAUACGCCUGAUGGGGCUCCGAUGCAUAGUCCCUUCCUGCAUAACAGUUUCAAUUAUGACCAUUUCCGAGCCAUGAACCAGCAGCAGCCGGGUGCGCAUAUGCAAAAUGCCGGCUCCCAUUUUGAGCAGAACUACAUCAAUACCAAAGGACGGCCCAAUCUGCAGACCAUGGAUCGUUCCGCUGAUGGCCGUAGCCCUAUGACACCCAAGACCCCUGCCUUGGGUGGCUUAACCCUUGGAACACCGGAGUCCGGCAGUUUCCCAACGGCACAGCCCAUCAGGACUGGAUUGCACCCUCGUCACCAAAAGACUCUUUCGAACCAGUGGGACGGAACCCCAGGAAGUGCUCAUUCAUUCGGAGUUGAAUCUCCCAUCUCAUCUCCUCCCAAUCCCCACCAUGUUGGAAUCUCCGAGAUUCUGAAAUCGGGCAAGCAUGCUUCCUUGCCGGCCAAGGUUGAUACACACAUGCCCGGAACUGCCCAGGAUUUGGAGUCACAGGAAGCCAAGCGACGUCGUCGGAGGGCGUCGCAUAACCUGGUCGAGCGUCGUCGGCGCGACAAUAUCAAUGAGCGCAUCCAGGACCUGUCCCAUCUCGUCCCCCAGCACCGACUAGAGGACGACAAGGUCCGGAAGCAACUUGUUAACAACACCGCCAUGUCUAGCACUGGAGCCAGCGCCAACGCAGCCACGUCGUUGUUGGCCGGUGGCAACGGUCGUCGCGCAGCGGGCAACAUUACCAUGGGGUUGCCGAUCGAGGAAAAGGAAAAGGGCCCGAACAAAGGUGACAUUCUGAACGGGGCCGUUGGCUGGAUGAGAGAUCUGAUGUGGUCGCUACAUGUGAAACUCCAACAGGAAGCUGAACUGGCGGAGCUCAUCAGCAGCUUGGGAGGCACUUGGCCUUUUGAGCAAACCGAAGAAGAGAAGCGCAUGCGCACGGAGAUCCUGGAUGCGCUGGAGAAGAACGAUCCUAGUUCCUUCAGCUACAGCCGCGCACCGGGCAGUGGGCUCCGAGUGCCGAAGCAUACCAACAUGGCUGGAGACUCUGUCGCCUCCAAUGGCGGUUUGAGUCCACAGAACUUGAGCCCCUCGUUCAACAGCGGGGCUAGUAGCAACAGCGGGACUGGCCAGGCCCAGUACUGGAGCAGCUCCGGCCAUGCGGGAAUGAGCUUCAAGGAGGAAGAUGAGUACGCAAUGGAAAUGAACUAG
Messenger RNA from Aspergillus bombycis, 1563 nucleotides. Its product is annotated as basic helix-loop-helix domain-containing protein. Gene Ontology annotation, molecular function: protein dimerization activity; DNA-binding transcription factor activity, RNA polymerase II-specific; RNA polymerase II cis-regulatory region sequence-specific DNA binding. The coding region runs from base 1 to 1563 and encodes 520 amino acids. The transcript has a single exon. Lineage: Eukaryota; Fungi; Ascomycota; Eurotiomycetes; Eurotiales; Aspergillaceae. The record is from RefSeq and is a predicted model, not a curated record. Gene Ontology annotation, biological process: regulation of transcription by RNA polymerase II.